This is a messenger RNA of Bacillus rossius redtenbacheri, 9687 nucleotides long. RefSeq lists its product as uncharacterized. The record is from RefSeq and is a predicted model, not a curated record. Lineage: Eukaryota; Metazoa; Arthropoda; Insecta; Phasmatodea; Bacillidae. The transcript is spliced from 2 exons. Bases 2466 to 4802 code for a protein of 778 amino acids.
GCCUCGUAACAUGCCAUUGUAAUCGAAAUGUUUUUAGCUGGUUGAAAAUUGCCUUAUCAACUAUGAAUUCAGUUUCGAUGGGCAUCCUCUUUUUUCUUGCAUAGAAGGGAAGUAAAAACACAUUCAUUAUUGAAUAGGUGCAACCCAAAAACAAUGUUUGAUAAAACUGCUUAUUAUUGGUGCUAGAAUUAUUCCAAAGCACUUAAAUAUUGUAGGUAAAGUUGUAUCAAUACUAAUAUUAUAAAUGUGAAAGUAACUCUGUCUGUCUGUUUGUUACCUUUUCCCGGCUGAACGGCUGAACGGAUCGUAAUGAAAUUUGGCAAGGAGAUAGAUUAUAUCCUGGGGAUGGACAUAGGCUAUCUUUUGUCUAAAAAAUAAUCUUUAAACUGGUUAAAAAAAUAUAUCUUAAUUUUAUGUAAUGUGUGUCAUAGAUAUACAAACUGUUAGUGUCAUUCCUCUAUGCCUGCCGUGCAAUAGCUUUCAAGCCAUUACGUUACGUUUUUCUAUUGUAAGGAACUAAGUAGAGAGUAAGAAAAAAUAAAUUUCUUGACAGUUUGUAGUGUCGCCAUAUUUGUUUCAAUUUUCAAUACCGUUUUUGUAUAUUACAAUUUAAAUUGCAGAAAAAAAUCAUGUUUCAUAAACACAUAAAUAGUGAGUGUGUGUCAUUUCUCUAUGUCCACGAGGUCUUGCCGCGUCAAUUUUCUCCUUCGGGCGAACCCGUCCGCUUAAUUAAAUAAACAGCUUUUAUUAGGCCUGUGCGGGAUCCCGAAAUUCGGGAAAAAUUUCGGGAACAGAGGCUUUUAUCCCGUCGGGAGGGAAAAUAAAUUUCCCGAAAUUUUCGGGAAUUUUAAGUUUAUCUUUACUAGAUAUAACAUAACCUCAAAUCAAUUAGCUAAUGAACCUAAUACAGUAGAACCUCAAUGAUACGUUCCAGUUUCAUACUUUUUCCCGUGUCAUACGCCAAUUAAUCUUGGUCCCGCCGAAAGUACUUUUACAAAUGGUUUACUUUCCCGGAACACACACUUAUAAAAUCAUUAAUUUCCCGUUUCAUACGUUUUUACGAAGCGGAAAAGCCCUAAAAUUCAAAAAUGUUUUUAUAUAUUCCUCCUUAUAAACUACGUUUUAAUGCUUUUAUUUUGAAAAACGUUCAUUGUUUACCAUUGCAAAUGUAAGAAAAUAACUUUAUAUCACCAUAGAUAUGGAUAGUAUCAGGAAGACUGUGCACUUCGCUAGUAGCAUCUAUAGCCAGCACCGAAGCGAGACUAGUGGCGCAAACUAGCAAUGAUUAUGAAAAUGGUGCACGCGUUUUACCAAGGCACGGAUCUCAUAUUUUGUGCAUUCAUUAAUCUUUGAACUGAAUAUACCCGUUUGUUAUUAUUUACUUACGAUCGGAUUGUUUUGUAUUUUACGUUUCUCAAAUUAAAAUUUUAUUGAAAAUUGUUUAGUUGCUUAAAGUUGUUUGUAAAAUAAAACAAACAAGCAAAUAGUUAUGAUUUUUUUUACAAUAGCCUAAUUAAUUUUAUUUUUAAUUUAGGCUUGGUGACUUUUUCCCCUCCCUCCAAGAAAGGACUUCAUAACAUUUUGUAAGGCCACUGUUUCUCAUGUCAGCUUUACUUGAUUAUGGACUGUAUUUUACAUUUCUGGUGGUUUUAUUUUAUAAAUACAUAUAUAUAUAUAUAUUGAUGAAUUCAUAUCUUUUAUUAAUAUAAUGCAAUUAUUUACGCAUAUGUAUUUAUGUUUAAUCUGACAUUGUGCUGGUAUGCUAGAUUGGAAAAAAAUUGUAUUAUUGCCAUUCCCUUUUCAUACACAGGGUGGCCACCGACCCGGGAAAAACCGGGAAACCUGGAAAAAGUCUGGAAUUGGAAAGGACCCGGGAAAAAUCUGGAAAUAAUCUUGAAUUUUACUAGUCAUUAGGGAAAAGUUCGUUUGUGUGCCCCGCUUUUACACGCAGCGUCUGACUUGCAAGAAACUGCGUCGGCUUUAGUUUCGAAUUUAAUUAAUUUUUCAGCUGUUUAUUUACUACAUCUAUGUGUUUUACGACUUAACGGGAAGUCAAAACAUUCAUUUUACGUAUUUGAAGACGUUCGUGUUUUCGUACCUGUACUUGUUCUAAAUGACUAACGAAAAAAAAAAAAAAACUUUACCCAGGUCUACCACCAUAAACAUCGUUUCUAACAGUAAUACGCUCCACGAAUGCGUGGGUAAUACAAUGGUAGUACAUGAGUUUGAAUUCAGCAGUUGGUUGCAAUGAUCGGUCGUAGGAACCAAUGACAAAAUUAUAUGCGUUCUUAUAUUCUUAUUGGCGUAUUGCGCAGUUUUUUCGUUUGUGAGGUAUGAGGAGGGUUUAGAAGAUGGCGAUGGUGCGUCGAUUGUUUAGCGGAACACGAACGUGAAUAAUUUUUUGUUUGUAGUUUUUGGAAGCAUGAGUAUCUUGUAGCAGUGAAUGCAGGAGGGAGGUUAGGAUCAUGUCAACGAGAUAUUCCUGUCGCUAUGAGGUGGAGUUUCCGUGGGCCACCGAGGACCCUAAAGACAAAGGUAGCGCAAAGUGCAAGAUCUGUGCGAAAAGUUUUAAGUUAGAUACUAUGGGCAGAGGUGCCUUUUUAAGCCACGCCAAAUCGAAAUUUCACCAAAAUGCGAAGUCAUGCCAAGAUAGAAAUAUGUACGUUACUGCAUUUUUUUCCACUCAUCCUGGUCAACACCAUGAAGCUGUUCCGUCUUGCAGCAAAGGUAUUGCUGCACGACAUGAACAAGCGAAUCAUGUCGAUCCUGAUCAGAAGUCAUCUGUAGAUAACUUGGUAUCAACUAUCGAUACCAGCGAGACUCCAAAUCAAAAUGUUCUUCAAAGGUUCCUUUUGGGGGAACAUAUUACGAGGGCGGAAAUUUUGUGGGCUCUUCACACUAUUGUUGGUCACACAUCACUUCGUAAAGCAGCUGAAAGUGUAUCAGUCAUGAAACUCAUGUUUCCUGACUGUGCGGUCACUCAAAAAAUGGAGUUGCAGCGUUCGAAGAUUGGUUAUCUAAUUAACCAUGGCAUAGCUCCAUAUUUUGAAAAAGAAUUGAAGGAGCUGGUAAAAAAAUCAUCUGAAAUUGUUAUUGGUUUUGAUGAAAGCCUAAACAAGGUUGUUCAGCGUGAACAAAUGGAUAUACAUGUCCGCUUCUGGGAUGAAGAACUCAACAUGGUGCAGUCUAGGUAUUUCACGUCAGUUUUCCUAAGCUCUACUCGAGCCCAAGAUCUAUUGAAGGGACUCAAGAAUGUUUUAGGACAUGAAAAUUUGAGAAAAAUUAUUCAAGUGUCCAUGGAUGGGCCCUCUGUGAACUGGAAGCUAUCUAAGGAUCUAGUUACUGAAUUGCGUGAAGAAAUAGGUCGUGAAGGUUUUGACCUAAUCAACAUUGGCAGCUGUGGGCUUCAUGUUGUACAUGGUGGGUUUAAAGAAGGAAUAAAAGUGACAGGAUGGUGUGUAGUCGGGUUCUUAAGAGCGCUUUAUUAUCACUUCAAGGAUGUUCCUCUGCGGAGAGCAGAUUUCUCAUCUUGCACAGGUUGCACUGUAUUCCCCCUUAAAUUUUGCUGUGUGAGAUGGGUGGAAAAUAAGAAAGUUGCUGAAAGAGCUUAUGAACUACUGCCACAUAUGAAGACUUAUGUUGAAGCCAUCGAAAAGCAAAUAAAGGACAAAGUGAAACCUAAAGAUUCACACUUCAAACGAAGUUUUCCUGCUCUUAAAGAAUCCCAAAAUUUCAAGAUUAUUUGUAGUGCUGUAAAGGAUGAGAUGAUGGGUGCCAAACUGGCCUUUUUCACUGCUGGAGCAUCACUUGUAGAACCCUUUCUACGAGAAUUUCAGAGUGAUGACCCAAUGGCACCAUUCUUGCAUCAAGAACUUCAGGCACUCACAACCACUGUGCUUAAGAGAGUUGUUAGAAAAGAGGUUAUCGAAAGUGCUCAAUCAAUUACAAACAUUGACUUGUCGAAAAAUGAAAACCUUCUGCUGGCAAAUCAGGUGGACAUUGGUUUUGCAGCUACAGAUGCUCUGAAGAAGGUACGAGGUCAGCUUGCUGAGAAGGUUGUGCUACAAUUUAAAAAUGACUGUAGAUCAUUUUAUGUUGGCUUCCUUCAAAAGGUUCUGCAGCGUUCUCCACUUGCAUAUAGUCUUACUAGACAAAUCUCCUGUAUCAACCCUGAGUUGAUACGUAGUAAACCAAACCUUGCUGAGAAAAGAAUUAAAGCAUGCUUGGAACUUCUAGUUGAAAAGCAACAGAUCCCGGGGUCCACCGCUGACAAGAUUCUGCAAGAAUACCAAGAAUUUAUCCAGAUAGCUUCCGUGGGAGAAGCCAUGAAGUCUUAUCAUCGCCAGAAUCAGCGUCUAGAUUUGUUCUACGUGCAGGUUAUGGUGGAAUCUGGCAAAUCAUUUCCAAGUUUACUACUAUUUAUCAAGCAUUUGCUUAUUCUUUCCCAUGGAAAUGCUGCUUUGGAACGUGGUUUUUCCGUAAAUUCGGAUUGUCUGGUUGAAAAUCAAACUGAGGAUAGUCUUAUUGCACAAAGAAUUGUGUAUGAUGCUGUCAUGAAUUCUAAGGGUGUGCAACAUGUGCAAAUUACUAAAUCGCUUAUCCACUAUGCAAGGAAUUCUUGUGCGCGUUAUAAGGAGCAUCUGGAGAGUAAAAGAAAGAAUGUAGAGGCUGAAAAAAGUGAAAGGGACAAGAAAAGAGAAGCUCAAAAAAAUCUAAGGGAACUGGAGGCAAAAAAGGCGAAAAUAAUGAAUGAUGCCUUAAAAGAGGCAGCCCUCAUUGAUGAAGAAAUAAAAAAACUUUAAAUGGUUCAUGUGUGUGGAAAAGUGAGAAUUUUUGUAUCAGCGAUUUUUAUUUAAAUAAAAUAACACUUUAUAUCAAGAACACUUCAAAAUACUUCAAAAUGUUUUUGUAAUUUGUUCACUGAUUGGUGAGUAUUCUUGGUUUUAAUAAAUUCUUAAAGUGAUUAUUGUUAUAGUGUCCUUGAUGUCGGUAAACAACAUUAAUCAAAACAAUUGAAAAACUAUUUCAAAAUAUAUUUUUUUGCCACAUAUAUGUCAAUUUUUUUAAACCUGGAAAAUCUUAAGAAAACCUGGAAAAAUCUGGAAAAAGUCUGGAAUUUGGUUUUAAUAAUAGAGUGGCCACCCUGCAUACACUUUCCCGCAUCAUACACCAUUUUUGUGCCCUCCGUUGAAAAGUGUAUGACAGGGGUUCUACUGUACACAUUUCCUUCAAAAUAAACAUUUACAGUGCUGGAAAGAAGGAAAACCGCAAAUCUUUAUUCUGUUUUAGCAAUCUUUAAACUUUUUUUUUCCAGGUUUAAUGAUAACUUGUUUUCAUAAUGUCUGACAUAUGUACGUAAUUACCUAUAACAUACCCGAAAUACGACAGCAUUAAAAAUAAUGAAUGCCUCACUUGAUGUUUAUAGCAAAACAAACAAAAAUACGUGAAAAUGGUUUUAUCUCAACUCUACUCACGAGAGAAACUUGUCAAACAUGACAGCAAUACGCCAGUUUUGCAUUAAAUAAUGCCCAAAUUUUCUAUGCCAUUAAUUAUCUUAACUAAAAUAUAGACACUACUAAUAUUUUGUCAUAAUUAGUAUUCUGCCGAUUUAAAACACCUAAAAUAUUUUUCUUUAUCAAACAUCACGAGAUGUCCGAAAAUCAGUUUCCUUUGGAUUUCAACAGGCCAUAAACAAAGCAUAAAUGAUUCCUGUUGAUUGGAUCACGUAUUUGUUUGUCAUAUUUUCGGAGAUUUAAAAGCCAAAAUAAAAAAAUGAUUAUUAUAUUGUAAAAUUAAAUACAAGUUACCGUAAUAGCUUUGAAAUGUAGAAAAGUAUAAUAUUUUCUUUCGGACAGUUAAUUUUUUAGUGUUUUUGAGUUUAAAGUAGGGAUGGGAUUUUCGAAUCUUGGAUUCGUCGAAUAUACCGAAUCCUAUGGAUUCGAGGAUUCGUAGGAUCCGAGGUGGGAUUCGAGGUGGGUUUUUAAGAGUUUUAGGUAGUAAUUGAAAAUUGUAGUGCUGGGCGAAUUUUGAAAAUUUCGAACCGAACCGAACCCUUACGUUCGGUUCAGUUCGAAACCUCUUAUAUAUUCGAAAAACCGAACGUUCGUUAAAAAAAAAAAAUUACGUUAUUCUAAUUUUCUAACCCCCAUUUGAGACCAUUCACAAAACAGCUCAACAAAAUUCUAUUGCUUGUAAUAUUCCGACUUUUAUCACAUAAUCAUCGCCUCAACAGUUUCAAGCUCAGACAAAAUUUAAAAAAAUUUAUUAAUCGUCGCAUAACUCGCAUAGCAUUUUUUCAUAUAGGCGCGCUUUGUUUUUUGUUUACUUUAGAGAAUUUUGUAUGCAUUUGUCGUACUACGUAAAAUAAACUAUCGUACAAAUGCCAAAGGUAUUGUUUACUAUACCUUUAACUAUAGUGCGUGUACGAGAAGUGUUGUACAAUCACCAAAGAUUGCGUACCCCAUGCGUUAAACUAAAGCGCAUGUACGAGAACUCUCGUAUUUCGGCAAAACUAACGUGAUCAAGUUAACACAAGACAAAUGCGGUAGGAAAUGAUUACGUAAAUUACGUAUUUUAAAUUACUGGGAUGUAUUUAUUUUCUUUGGCCUUUUUGGUUAUAACAGUCAGGUAAUGAAAGUAUUAAUUUAAUCUUGUGUAUUAAAAGUACUGGUCCAGUAAAUUUUACAGUACGGUACUAAGUUGACUAGCGUAGUCGCGGCAGCCAUCAUUAUUUCUCGUGUUUUCUUUUUUCCGACGCAAAUUUCUAUAGCCACACUUUUUACGUUACGUUUACAAUAUUAUUGUUCUAGAGGUGAUUUGCGAUGAGCAGGCUAACGUCGUUUAAGUUUUCUAAAUGGAGAAAAGAUAAUGACGAUCCGGAUGACCCAGAACCACCCCAAAAAAAAAGUCUAAAGUUUCUUCUGACGAGCAGCAUUCUUCCAAGAAAACAGCAACUGCAGUCAGUGGGUUUUGUAAUGUAGAUAGGUAACUUAAUUCACAUUCGCCUUUUUUUUUAUGUCCUAUUAAAAAGUUUUACUUAUUAAAAAUGUUAGGUUAUGUCUACCACAAAAAUAUGUUAUGUGGCCUUAUGCUGAAUGUUCGUCAUCUUUAUAAUAUUUUUUUUUAAAUGAAGGUUAGUGUACACUGAAAAAGGAAGAUAGUCUUUUUGAAAUUUAGAUGUAACUUCUUCAUGAAUUAAAAGUUGGUAUAUAUGUAAGCUAAGCUAUAUAAUGUUUUAAUUUUACAUAUGGCUGGAGAACCUUUCUUUCUCACCACUCAGUUAAAGACCAAAAUGAUGGUCAUUGGUUCAUUUUAAUUCAAAACAAUUAUUUCUGUAUGAGGUUCGGUUCGGCUCGGUUCGAAACCAGAGAACUGAGGUUCGUCCAGCUCUAGAAAAUUGUAUACCUAAACUAUAUUAUACAGGUAACGGAAAAAGCACAAACAUAAGAUAAACUAUGCUGCAUUUUGUUAAUUAGUAUAACUACUUGAUCAUUUCCAACCUUCAAUAAUAUAACAUUGCAGAAAAAAUGUAACUUUUUUUAAAUGGUGUCUGUUAUACAAACGUAUUUUAUUGAAAACAUAGGAAGGAUUAAUUUAACAGAGAAUUGGACAGAUGCAAACUUACGUGUGUGGUUUUUGAGGUUAUAUGUCUCUAUUUUAUAUCAGGUGUAUACACUAUGCACUUAUUUUAUAAUUUUAUAAAUACAUAUGUGAUUUUUUUUUAAUACAUAGGCCUAUGUUAUUUUUUAAAAUAAAUGUGUGAUUUUUUUUAAUAACAUGUGAAGUUUAGUGUGGGACUGGGAUUCGAGAUUCGAUGACAAACACUGAGGAUUCGAACAAGGAUUCGGAUUCGACCAAAAUGUGGAUUCGUCCCAUCCCUAGUUUAAAGAUAAACAAACUUCAGCAUUUUGGAGGUAUUGGUAGUUGGUUACACUGUCUAAUAGUUUACGGUGCUUGUCGGCUAUCUUUAGUGGAAUUUAUGUGGUAUUCUGCAAUUCGUUUAUAUUUUCUUUGUCCGUAUUGAAAACUCGGGAAAAAUAACGUCCGAGUUAAAAGGCGUGUGGAAAUUUUAUGAGAAAAAUGCUAACCAAACCGCAAAAUGCAAACAGUGUCAAAAAAUUAUUAAAACAAGUAGAAGAAAUUAUUUUGAAACAUUUUUUAAAAAAUAAACAUAUUUAUAGGAUACAAAAUUGAUAUGAAGCAUAUAUUUCAAUCAAUGUUUUCCCGAUCCCGUUCCUGUUUCCCGCAGGAAAAAUAUUUUCCAUACCGAGAAUUUCCAGAAUAAAAAAAUCCUUUCCCACACAGCCCUAAUAUAUUUCAAUCAAUUUUUCCCGAUCCCGUUCCCGUUUCCCGUGGGAAAAAUAUUUUCCCGCCCGAGAAUUUCCCGAAAAAAAAAAUCCUUUCCCGCACAGCCCUAGCUUUUAUCGUUGAAUGAUUUCAUGAUUUAUUUCAUGAAAAUCUGCUCUCAUUAAAAGUAAGUUUUAUAGACAUUUAAUAGGUGUCUCUCUCUCUCUCUCUCUCUCUCUCUCUCUCUCUCUCUCUCUCUCUCUCUCUCUCUCUCUCUCUCUGAAGAUCAAUAUAUGAAUCGUUACUAAUUUAUUUCCUUCAUUUUUUUUAGUUUGAUUUGAUACAAUAUGAUUUCACUAAAAAUCAAUUUCUACCCCUUCCUAUUUUCAUUUCCACAUUACGAAGUUUCACUUUUUCCGCGCGGUGGGACUCCACGCAAUUUUUGCAUGCAAUUAAAAACUAUUUUUUAAUGAUGCCAAAGAAGUAUAACUUCUCAUGCGCGUACCUAAGUACACGCACCCAUUUUUUUAUUUAAUUUCUUCUAUAUAUAUUUUUUUUUCUCUACCUAGGGCACUCAUAAUUCUUUUAAAUUUCACGUGUAUGUUUUCAAUGUCAUUCGAGUUGUACAAUUUUUUUUGUCAAAUUGGUCAUUAUUUAUACUUUGUUUCAUUUUGUAAACAUACGUAUUUUAGGUAUUAUGACAAAUAAAAAAAAAUUUUUACACUAACAUUCUUAGGUUUUUAUUGUGUGGAUAGUUUGAAGUUUAAUAUUAUGUAGGUAUAUAAAUUCUUAAACUUAUAAAUUUCUUCGAAAUUUAUUCAUAGGUUGGCAGGGCCUACUAAUAUUUUAUUUGUCAAUAUUGUAAUUUUUUUACAGUACCUACUUAUUUGCAAGGAGUUUGGCUUAGUGUUUAUAAUUUAUCUGCUGAGCGUUAAGAGUCUUAGGGCUGCCGAGACCGAAGACCAGAAAUAUUUAUCAAUUAUGUAAUAUAUUGUUGAAAAAUUUGAAUUUUACUAUUUCAGGAAAGUUGAUUUUUUUGACGUGACAACGUCUAAUAAAUCUAUGAACGCCGGCUGCACGCACGAAAAAGUGUCCCACUACGGAUGUCCCACUACGGAUGUGCCCUGUUUGCUCAUUGUACGCAUGCGUGGCAUCUCUCUUCAUGCUCAUUGUACGCAUGCGCGGCAUCUCUUUUCCACUCGAUUGGAACAACCAUCGAUUUGACUUUUCAAUCAUAUUUUCGUCGUUUGAAUUAUUAAUAUUAUGUAAUUUAACGAUCGUCCACCGAUUUUCAGCACAAUCGGGACGGUUAUUUAAAAGUAAUGUUGAAAAUUCAAAUACGUUUUGAACCAACUAUGGAGUUUUACAGUUACACAUAAUAAUUCAUAUUACACCCGGGAU